Drosophila erecta is the source of this 1625-nucleotide messenger RNA. RefSeq names its product leucine-rich repeat protein 1 (gene Lrr47). Gene Ontology annotation, molecular function: protein binding. The transcript is spliced from 2 exons. Bases 123 to 1409 code for a protein of 428 amino acids. Lineage: Eukaryota; Metazoa; Arthropoda; Insecta; Diptera; Drosophilidae. The record is from RefSeq and is a predicted model, not a curated record.
CGCGUGGCAGCGCGAUAUUAUCAGCUGUCCUAACCACCAGGUGGCAACUCUUGAGGCCAACACAAAUGAUUUGUUUUAUUUAGCGGCUUUUUUUAUGUUUAUUGUCUAAGCAUUGCCUCGCCAUGAAAAUUUUGUGCGAGGUUCAGGUGGUUAAUCGCAGCACCCAGGCCAACAAGACGCCGCGUGCCGUGAAAUCCACACUGGCCAUUGGCUACAAGCAGAGCGCCAGGGACGCGAAUGGGAACACCAAGAAGGAGCUGGAAAUGGUGCUCUUCAGUGGACAAAACAAGACUGGGAAUCGCUACAAGGUCAAGGAUAACAUUCACGCCGUGCACACCAAGUUUGUGCUGGAUGGGAAGGCCACCGUUGGCUUCCUACAGCCGCCAGAUAACCUGCUGAUCAAGUGCGAUCCCAUUCAGCUGAAGGGAUUCCUGCAGACCCUCAAGCUGGGCAUGGAUGGCAAGGACGCCAUCAAUCUGAGACUGAACAUCGCCGCCGCCACGGCAAUUCCGCAGAAGGCACAGCCCCAGGUGCGCAUGGUAAUCAGCAAGCGCAGCGAGUAUCCCAUCAAGGGAUUUCCGCGCACUCUCAAGUCGCUGACCAUCAACAACAGCCAGCUGGUGAAGCUGAGCUUCGAGAUAUGCACCCUGCGCAACCUCACAAAGCUGGAUAUCAGCGGUAACAAGCUGACCAAGAUUCCCUCGGAGCUGGGUCGCCUUGCCCUGACCUCGCUGCACCUGGGCAACAACUUACUGGGUGAGAAGAAUGAUUGGUGCUGGCUGCGGGGCACUAAGCUGAGUCAGUCGCUCGGCGAGCUGGAUCUCUCGGGCAACGGGCUGACCUAUUUUCCUCCUCCGCUGGUUAAAUUCGAAGCCCUAGUAUCGCUAAACCUCAACAACAACCUGCUGAGUCGGCUGCCCUUUGCCAUUCGUCGGUUACAAGCACUGCGAAAACUAUAUGUGUGCAGCAACAAACUGGAGUCCCUGCCUUCUGCCGUCGAGGAUCUACGGAUCGACCUGUUGGAUGUGUGGGGCAACUGCUUCAAGGAAUUCAAUGCGGAUGCUGCGCAGCAGAUGUCUCAGCAAAAGGUGGCAUCCAACUCGCCGCAACCUCUGUGGCUUCUGGCAGCCCGGGCUGUGGAUAAACAUAAGCUGCCUUUGCCGGUGGGCUCUGUGCCCGCAGUGCUCAUCGACCUGAUUUGUGAGGCUCCCAGGUGCCCGUGUGGCGAGCUCUGCUACGCCCAGCGCAAGGAGGACCUCUUCCAGCGGGUUGUUCAGCCGAAAUUCACCUCCAUCAAGAACCUUACAUAUAGUCGCGAGCAUCAGAUCUACGCGGAUGUAGUUCUCUGCGGCUCUAGUUGCAGUGUAUCCGUUCCGCUGAAAGAACUCUUCAGAAUAAUCUUUUCUUGAUUGGGCCAGAUGUGAGCUGGUGCAUAUUUGUAGCUAUUAGUUAAAGAUUUAUAAAAAGUAUUGGCAUACCACAUCAUUGAUCGAUUACAGUUUAUACGUAUUUUUAAAUACUUAAUCUUAUUUUGAUUUAUAUUACUCAGUUGUGUUUUCAUUCACCCUAUGCAUUCAUUUUGUUAAACUUGUACUACCAAUAAAGUCGAAUUUACGAUUGUAAAA